AUGGCGAUCUUGCAGGUCAUCUUCGCCAUCAUCACUAUCGCCCUGGUGUUUGCACAAUGCCAGCCAACUAGCAAGCUGUGGGAGAAAACCCUGCCAGGCUCAUGCUGGAGUCCGGAUUAUGUCAACUACUUCUCUUACUGGCUUUGUGCCUACACUACACUUACAGACAUGGUUCUAGCAAUCGUUCCAUCACGCGCAUUCUGGAAUCUUCAGAUGCCUCGUUCUACAAAAGCAGGGCUGAUUGCCAUGAUGAGCAUGACUAUGCUGUCCGCAGUCGUCACUAUAGUGAAGGGAACAUAUCUACCACUUUUUACAGACACGACAGACCCUUUAUGGAAACCUGUACCGCUCGUCCUGUGGGGCUUGGUUGAGCAAAACAUUGUUAUCAUAGCUGCUUGCGUUCCCACUAUGCGUCCAUUCUUUAAUCGUGUUUGGGAACGCGGUCUCAUAUCGAGAUCGGCCCCUCACUCAAGGUCCUUAGCUCUCGAUCCCUUCUCCUCUGCAGCUAGAGAGAGGGACCGAUUGGAACGACAAAAUGAAUCAAACUCAGACCUUGCCCUUGUCGGCGCAGAAGUAGACAUGCAUACUCUCGACAAAGCGAUAGAUAAGGACGAUGCAGCCAGUCGUGGAAGUCAGCGAGGCAUUGUCCGAACAGUGGAAGUCAGAAUGGAUUGGAAUGACAAGGGGCAUGUAUCGGUUUUCGGUGACGACACCAACCUUUACUCCCUACCUGAAGACCAACUGUUCUUACAAGGAGACGUGACACCAUACAAUUUGGAUUACCUCAAUAUUCCAGCUGCAAUUAUAUCCCCAAAGACGCGACAGCAAGUAUCGCAGGCCGUCAAGUGUGCACAUGUAGCAGGAGUUGCAGUACAGGCGCGCAGUGGCGGCCAUAGCUAUGCGAACUAUGGGAACCUUCUCGGAAACCUCUCGCAGAAGCUGCAACCCCUCGGGCGGGUUAUGGCAUACGGUGAAGUGGACGUCAUCGGCUCAGGUGGCCACAUGACCAUUGGCGGUCUCGGAACACUCAGUCGACAGCUCGGACUGGCAACUGAUCAGAUCGUAUCAGCGCAGUGCGUGGUCGCAAACGGUUCCAUUGUGACAGCCAGCGCAAGCACGAACCCUGACCUGUUUUUCGCUAUCCGAGGCGCUGGUUUCUCGUUCGCUAUUGUUACAGAGUUCACCAUGAAGACUGCACCAGCGCCAUCCGAGAUUACCCAGUAUGCGUACAAAAUUACGGCCAGGGAUACGACCUUUUUCACAAACACAUUCCAAGGUUGGCAAAGGCUCGUCUCGCAGCCCAACCUCAGCCGCCAGUUUUCCAGCACUGUCACUCUCAGCCAAGGCUCGAUGAUCAUCAAUGGCAUCUUCUAUGGGCCGCGAUCUGAGUUCGAUGCGCUAGACACCAAGUCUAUCAUGCCUACCAACAGCUCAGCCGUAUCUGCCCAGGGCACCGUUGUCACCGUGCCAUUCAUGGGCCUCGGCGACCCCACUCUUACAGCCACUGGCAGCUUCCCGCUGCACUUCUACGCCAAGAGUGUCAAGACGACGAACAAGACACUGAUGUCGAACGAAACCAUUCAAUUGAUGUUCUCGUACAUCAAUGCGACAGAGAAGGGAUCACCCGUGUGGCUCGUCAUCUGGGAUCUCGAAGGCGGUGCCAUAUCCGAUGUUUCUCAGACGGCUACCGCGUACUGGCACCGUGAUGCGCUCUAUUUUAUGCAGAGCUACGUCGUCAGUAUUACUGAGCCCGUCAGCGAUGUCUCCAAGAGCUUCUUGGCCGGCCUCAGCCUCCUGGUGCAGAAUGAGACGGGCGCAGAUCAGAGUGCGUAUCCAGGUUAUGUCGACCCUGAGCUUGGGAAUCCACAGCGGUCUUACUGGGGCUGCAAUGUGCCUCGCUUGCAGACGGUCAAGGCGGCGCUCGAUCCUGAUAAUGUCUUUCGCAAUCCUCAGACUGUGUCGACUACCUAUAAUGCCUCAAUAUGUCCGAUUCAACAGUCUCCUCCACCGACUUCGGGCUCUGUGGCACCAGCCUAUAUGCGGCAGUGUACCCUAUUGUCUAUGGUUUUGUUAGUGGUAGUCUUCCACUUGUGA
Molecule: messenger RNA, 2094 nt
Organism: Alternaria arborescens
Lineage: Eukaryota; Fungi; Ascomycota; Dothideomycetes; Pleosporales; Pleosporaceae
Exons: 5
Coding region: 1-2094 (697 amino acids)
Molecular function (GO): oxidoreductase activity; FAD binding
Source: RefSeq, a predicted model, not a curated record